Messenger RNA from Triticum aestivum (bread wheat), 957 nucleotides. RefSeq lists its product as uncharacterized. The record is from RefSeq and is a predicted model, not a curated record. The transcript is spliced from 2 exons. The coding region runs from base 1 to 876 and encodes 291 amino acids. NCBI's taxonomy places the organism in Eukaryota, Viridiplantae, Streptophyta, Magnoliopsida, Poales, Poaceae.
AUGGACGUGAUGUUGGCGCGUGGGAGGUACGGGGGCGGGGUGGCCACCGACAUUGGGGCCACGUACUGGUUUCUUGAGAUGAAGGACUGGAUCGGCGAGCUCAUGGGUUCACCACGGCAGUAUCGGCCGAUGGAGUCGUGGAGCUGGAUAGAUAUUAUGGGACGUCCAAUCGGCCAGAACAAGGGCUCGUGCGUGCUGAGCGCCUGCCUGAUGUGCUUGGAGGCCCAGCACCGGCUGGCGUUUGAGAGGAGGCACGGCAGCGAUACAUUUCCGUAUGCCAUCCCUCGUGAGACGGCCGCAGACUUGCUGGAGACAUGCAAGAAGGCCGGCGUCUGGACACGUAAGGAAGGCGCCAAUGUUGGCAAGGUGCUGGAGGUAAUGCAGCGGAACGGCGGGGCUGUGGCUUGGCACGAGGAAGGCUUGGAGCACUGCAAGCUACAGAUCAAGUCAUGGGAGCGACUGCCCUCACCAUCCAGCUCCAGCCUCGCGCGUAUCAUGCGCACAGAGGGGCCACUCAUUGGUUCCUUGGACGUUGUACGAGCAGAUUACUACGCCCCUGGCUGGCAGACGCGAGUGUACACAGGAGGAUCGGGCAAGAAGAAGGCGGUGGGUCACGCUCUGGUUUGCAUGGAGUACCGACUGGACGGCGAGCUGAUACGGGUGGUCGACAACCACAACUGGCAAGGGCCUGUUCGGUGGAUCUCCAAGACCGCCUUCAGGAGCUUUACCCAGAUCAAGGUUGAGCCUCUGGACGCCGGCGCUCUCGGCAUUGAGGUGAGCUGGCGGCGCCGCCUGCUGCGCAUGCUCUGGAGGGAAGAGACCUUCUGGUGGCGCCAGCGCCGUACUCUCAACAAGGUUUGGAACAAGCACCACUAGCUACUCUAGGUUGGAAUUUGGAUAUCCAUGUCAUGUAUGGUGCUCCUGUAAAGAAUGAAUUGAACAACACAAGCACGUCCC